AUGGUGUUUGCGAAAGAUGAGGUGGAUUAUUCCCUGUACCUAGUGACAGAUUCUACUAUGCUCCCUGAAGGGACGACACUUUAUUCACAGGUGGAAAAUGCUCUAGAGAAUGGUGUAAGUCUUGUCCAAUUGCGUGAGAAAAACGUUGAUACAAAGAAAUUCAUUGAAGAAGCUAUUGAGAUUCAAAAACUAUGUAAAAAGUUUGAGGUCCCGCUGAUCAUUAACGAUCGUAUUGAUGUGGCUUUAGCAAUUGAUGCUGAUGGUGUUCAUGUCGGUCAGGAUGAUAUGCCAAUCCCUAUGGUUCGUAAACUGGUUGGCCCUGAUAAAAUCAUUGGUUGGAGUGUUGGAUACACUCAUGAAGUUGAGCAAUUGGCUCAAUGGGGGCCAGACUAUGUCGAUUAUAUUGGGAUUGGAAUGGUAUUCCCCACAAAUACCAAGAAGAAUGCAAAAAAGUCACCAAUGGGACCCCGUGGUGUCGCUAGAAUUCUAGAUGCUCUAGAAAAUAAUAAUGUGGAUUGGUGCAGGACUGUUGCCAUUGGUGGGUUACAUCCAGAUAAUAUUAGCAGAGUGCUGUACCAAUGCAAUUCUCUGAGUGGUCAGAGAUCAAUAGAUGGUAUCUCUGUGGUGAGUGAUAUUAUGGCGGCUAAGGAUGCAGGUGCGGCUACUAAAAAUUUACGGGAUAUUCUUGACAAAGGUUAUUACUCGUUUGUGAAUCUUCAACUGUCCAUCAAGACAAUUUAUGACCUCGAUUUUAGCUCUCAUACCAAACGUUUCUUGGAGCAGGUUGCUAAAAACAGACCUCUUGUACAACACAUUACCAAUAAGGUUCAUCAAAAUUUUGGUGCAAAUGUAACAUUAGCAAUUGGAUCUUCCCCCAUUAUGUCAGAGAUUAAAGAAGAGGCGAAUGACUUGGCACAUAUUCCUCAUGCCGCAUUGCUUGUGAACACCGGUUCUGUGGCACCAUUGGAGGUUGUAAAGACCGCCAUUCAAGCUUACAACGAUGUUAAAAGACCUAUUGUCUUUGAUCCAGUCGGUUACAGUGCAACCACAACUAGAAUAGUUCUGAAUGACACUUUACUAGCCUCUGGUCAAUUUACUUGUAUCAAGGGUAACACUGGUGAAAUUUUAUCUUUAGCUGGUUUCUCAGGGAAGAUGAGGGGUGUUGACGCACAUGAGGGAGAUUUUGAUAAGAAUCUUUUAGCGCAAGCGACUCGUGAGGUUGCAUUUAGGUUUAGAACUAUUGCUGUUUGCACGGGAGAAUUGGAUUUCAUAGCUGAUGGAACAUUGGGUGGCACGUAUUCUCUAUCCGAUGGUACUAAGGAUCGGGUACUCAAGGAUCUUCCCUGUGUUGUCGUGAGUAACGGUCCAAUUCCUUUAAUGGGCGAUAUCACUGCCAGUGGAUGUUCUUUGGGUUCAACUAUUGCAUCACUUCUCGGCGGUGCAAAUAGUGACGAGAAUCCAUUUGAACUGGUAGUUGCCGCCGUGGAGCUUUACAAAGAGGCUGGGAGAUUGGCUUCGUUGUCCAGUGAGGGUUCAGGUAGCUUUCACGUACAAUUAAUCGAUAAAUUGUACAACUGCUUCCGCAGUAACCCAAGGACUUGGGCGCCCAAAGUUGAAACUUUGAAUUGA
Zygosaccharomyces rouxii is the source of this 1629-nucleotide messenger RNA. RefSeq names its product bifunctional hydroxyethylthiazole kinase/thiamine-phosphate diphosphorylase (gene THI6). Gene Ontology annotation, biological process: thiamine biosynthetic process. Gene Ontology annotation, cellular component: cytoplasm. Gene Ontology annotation, molecular function: magnesium ion binding; thiamine-phosphate diphosphorylase activity; ATP binding. Bases 1 to 1629 code for a protein of 542 amino acids. The record is from RefSeq and is a predicted model, not a curated record. The transcript has a single exon. Lineage: Eukaryota; Fungi; Ascomycota; Saccharomycetes; Saccharomycetales; Saccharomycetaceae.